GCCCUGAAGUUUUCAGCUGGGCCCACGAUAUGCUUUUCCUUUUAUUUUCCUCUCCCAUUCAGUGCCGGACUAGGCUAGGACUAGGACUAUAAUACAGCUUUAAGUCGGACCGUCGGCCCCUUGUUGAGCCGAGGCGUAAAAUCGAAGCGACGAUUUAGCGCGGGGAGCUCGGCCAGCUUUGCUGUUAGUGGUUCGGCGCUCUCCCUCUAAACAAGCUUCGGGGGGCAAAUUCUCGUGCUCUGGGUUUUGAGUUUGAAGGCGAAAGGUCGCCACUUUCCGCAACUUUACCUAGUAAAGAGGCGCAGUUGGAAAGAGGAGUAGAGCUACGAUAAUGGCGAGCUCUGCUGUGCAACCGAGUCGAUCGAGGGACCUCGACAAGCUCCUUCUCAGGUCAGGGAAUCUCGUCGGCGAGAACUUCGAACCGGGUCCGCAAUUGAGGGAUGAUCUCCGGGAGUAUGUUCGAAUUUUAGUAGUGGGUGCGGGUGGAUUGGGCUGUGAGCUGCUCAAGGACUUGGCCCUUUCCGGUUUCAAGAAUCUGGAGGUUAUAGACAUGGAUAGAAUUGAGGUUACUAACUUGAAUCGCCAAUUCUUGUUCAGACUUGAAGAUGUUGGUAAGCCUAAGGCAGAGGUCGCAGCCAAGCGUGUCAUGGAAAGAGUUAGUGGGGUGAAUAUCGUGCCCCAUUUUUGUCGAAUUGAGGACAAAGAGAUUGAUUUUUAUAACGAUUUCAGUAUUAUUGUGCUUGGUCUUGAUUCGAUAGAGGCUAGAAGCUACAUAAAUGCUGUGGCUUGUGGUUUUCUUGAGUAUGAUUCUGGUGAUAAUCCACGGGAAGAGACAAUGAAACCUAUUGUCGAUGGUGGCACUGAAGGUUUUAAGGGCCACGCUAGGGUUAUUUUGCCUGGGACCACCCCAUGCUUUGAGUGUACAAUCUGGCUUUUCCCCCCUCAAGUCAAGUUCCCCCUAUGCACACUUGCUGAGACCCCUAGAACUGCUGCUCACUGCAUUGAGUAUGCUCACCUAAUUAAGUGGGAUGAGGCACACAGUGGAGUGUCUUUUGACCCAGAUGAUCCUGAGCACAUGAAGUGGGUCUACGAUGAGGCCUUGAAGAGGGCAGAGCUUUUCGGCAUUCCAGGUGUUACAUAUUCUCUUACUCAGGGAGUUGUGAAAAAUAUCAUACCCGCCAUUGCUUCCACGAAUGCAAUUAUAUCAGCUGCAUGCGCACUCGAAACUUUGAAGAUUGCAUCAGGAUGCAGCAAAACACUGUCAAACUAUUUAUCAUACAAUGGUGUGGAAGGUCUGCACAUUAAGGUGACUGAAUUUGAGAAGGACAAGGACUGUCUUGUUUGUGGUCCAGGUAUUCUUAUCGAGCUCGACGCCUCAGUCACUCUUCAAAAGUUCAUUGAUCUGCUCGAUGAACAUUCAGUACUCCACUUAUCAAAAGCAAGUGUGACACACAGAGGCAAGAAUCUGUACAUGCAAGCACCACCAGUUCUGGAAGAGAUGACCAGAUCAAACCUGAGCUUGCCACUUUUCGAGCUCAUGGGUAAAGUUCCAAAGGACAUCUUGCAUGUUACUGGCAUCGCGAUCAAGGACGAUAAAAAGACAUCAUGCCUUAGGAAAUUGCGCAUCGUUUUCAAGGGGGUUGAUGGAGUUACAGACAUGGACAUGGCUGGCGGGGCAUAAAGCUUCAGACUGCAAUAGCAGUAGAGGUUUGUGGCCAAACUUUUGAGGGUUAUUUUUCUUCUAGGUACUGAAGCCGUCUUACAGAGGGCAUCACGUGUAGCAGAGAAGAGAAUCCAUGAUGAAGAAGGCACCUUCUCGUCAUCAAUCAACCGAUAGAUUAUUUUUGAUUAUUCUCCAUGAGAGUGUUAUUAUGUACAGGGGAGGAAGCUCGGGUCGGCCAACUUUAGCUUUUAUGUCAAUUUGAUGAACCUUUUUUCUCGUCAAAAAUUUCACCAUCACAUGCUGUUGCACAUGGAAAAGAGCAGUCUUUUCAGCAAACAUCGUCUGGCAGAGCAGGGGGAUUACUUGACAUUCCAUGGAAUUGAAACCAUCCCUUCUGAAAAUUGGGUGCAUGUUGUGGUGUGAAAGAGAUUACAUAAUGUGCUUGUUUCAAUGCUUGAUGGUAAAGUGAAGCCAAUUUGUCCUGUGAUUCACUAUUUAAUUGUGUUACAGCUUAAACAUCAAUCACUAUCAAAUCCCGCCACAUG
Messenger RNA from Linum tenue, 2208 nucleotides. The record is from the annotation of a GenBank genome assembly. Lineage: Eukaryota; Viridiplantae; Streptophyta; Magnoliopsida; Malpighiales; Linaceae.